This is a messenger RNA of Schistocerca gregaria, 1146 nucleotides long. RefSeq lists its product as uncharacterized. The record is from RefSeq and is a predicted model, not a curated record. The transcript is spliced from 3 exons. Gene Ontology annotation, molecular function: ubiquitin protein ligase activity. Lineage: Eukaryota; Metazoa; Arthropoda; Insecta; Orthoptera; Acrididae. Bases 135 to 1106 code for a protein of 323 amino acids.
CAUUUAAUUUUUUGUUGUACAGGGACCGAGGCUGGGUGAGCGAGUACAUUUACGUCUGUAUUGUGUCUCGUACGGAUGCUAAUUGUCCAUCGGUUUAAACUUGGUUGUUUGGCUUUAGGGUUUUUUUUUUUACCAUGACUGAUUUUUGGUGCCACAGCUGCAACAAGGUGGUACAAAUAGACGCGGGGAUGAUAUGCCCAGAGUGUCAGAGUGAGUUUGUGGAGAUACUGGAGAGGCGCGAGCAGUCGCCCGACGAACAGGGAUCUUCCUCUUCUAACCCGUCAUUGCAGUAUCGAACUGUCGAAUUAAGGGACCUUUUUCCCUUGCAAGACGCGUCGUUGUACGAAGAACCGUCGCAGCAGUCCUCGCCGAAUAGCAACGGCACCCAGGGCAAUGGAAACGGCAACAGGCAGACCGUACUGUUGCCUUACUUCCUCCAGGGCCAGAACAUGAGGCAUAUACCCUUCAUGCUCCAAGUCAGGAUGGACAAUCCUCAGAAUUUCACGAAUGUAUUGAACCAACUGUUGGGCCAGCUCGCGGGGAGGCUGACGAACUUCGGCGAUUACGUGCCCGACAAUGCUUUACAGGCGAUUCUUGAUCAGCUUUACUUACAAUAUAGACCUCCAACGCAGCCGCGAACGAGCGACAAGGUUAUCGCCUCGCUGCCGGUCACCCGGCUGACCGCUGAGAACAUGAAGGACCACCCGGAGGAGUGCCCCGUGUGCAAGUGCAACUUCGAGAUCGGCGAGGAGUCCAAGGAAUUGCCCUGCACCCACCGAUACCAUGUGGCGUGCAUAGACAGGUGGCUGAUGUCGAGCAAUCUGUGUCCGUUGUGUAGAUACGAGCUGGAGAAAGAGGAGUCGGAUGGCCAGGCGGGAGGGAGUGACGCGAACCAAGAUGGAUCGUCUGGCGAGACGAGAGAACCUGAACAGCUGCCCGACACAGGAACGGCGGAGGGAGUUAUUCACAUUUCGGAUGACGAGUCCAGUACCAAUGAGAGAGCGGACGAGGACAAUUCGAAUCGAGGUCCUCGGGUGGGGGGAGGUUCUGCAUCCCCCGCUGAUCCAACGUCCGAAGAGCCUUCAACCGACUUGGAUUUGGACUGACGAAAAAAAAAAAAAAUUCUAUGUAAUCAAUGAUGUGUGU